This is a messenger RNA of Linum trigynum, 228 nucleotides long. Lineage: Eukaryota; Viridiplantae; Streptophyta; Magnoliopsida; Malpighiales; Linaceae. The record is from the annotation of a GenBank genome assembly.
AUGAUGAUGCCAAGCAGCAAAGGACGGGAAGGAGACGCCGACGAUAUUGAAUCUGUAUCUGAUGGUAGCGAUGGCACGACGACGAUUCCAAGCGGCGACCGAAAGAGUGUGGGAGCUUUUGCCUUGUCGGAGAGAGAUACAAACACCACCUCAGCGGGGUGGAUGGAGGAUCCAUGGGGGGCAACUAAAUUCUUGCGGAAACCUCAAUGGCGACAGUUUAUAUUCUAG